Enterobius vermicularis (human pinworm) is the source of this 219-nucleotide messenger RNA. NCBI's taxonomy places the organism in Eukaryota, Metazoa, Nematoda, Chromadorea, Rhabditida, Oxyuridae. The record is from the annotation of a GenBank genome assembly.
AUGGAAGAUGUUCUAGAACUUUUUGUUUGCUGGGCCCAGUUGUGGAAUGAUCCUCCUGUAAGAGAAGUGCUUUUUCUGUGGUAUGAAGGAAUUGGGAGUGAGCCAGUGGAAGAGGAUGACGAGGGCAGGACCAGAGGUUUUGGUAACGACAGUGCCUUUGUAAUUGUGUUAGAGCAAAUUGUUGGUUGUGUAAACCGUAAAGACGGGCAAAUUUUUUAG